This is a messenger RNA of Trichomycterus rosablanca, 1454 nucleotides long. It is a transcript of the gene ccnb3, whose product is annotated as cyclin B3. Gene Ontology annotation, cellular component: nucleus; cytoplasm; cyclin-dependent protein kinase holoenzyme complex. The coding region runs from base 144 to 1361 and encodes 405 amino acids. The record is from RefSeq and is a predicted model, not a curated record. Gene Ontology annotation, molecular function: cyclin-dependent protein serine/threonine kinase regulator activity. Lineage: Eukaryota; Metazoa; Chordata; Actinopteri; Siluriformes; Trichomycteridae. Gene Ontology annotation, biological process: mitotic cell cycle phase transition; regulation of cyclin-dependent protein serine/threonine kinase activity. The transcript is spliced from 12 exons.
UUGCAGCGCUUUCAGCUCGAUUGUUUUCGUCUGAUGUUUAUUAGUAUUAAUGUUCUUAUGUACAGACUGAUCGCUCUCUUCUAGAUAAAGCAGAUUAUCCAUUACAAGACUGAUUACAGUAUCAACCAAAGAUAUAAAAGAGGAUGCCUUUUUCAAGAGGAAAGAAGCCAAUUGUGAGCAGGAUCCCAAAGCUGCACACAAAAAGCUUAGAAAAUCAGGAGGAUGGCCCGCAGUCCAAGCGGUCAUCGUCUCCUCCUCAGGGAGCCCCCAGGAAGAGAACGGCCUUUAUCGACAUCACCAAUGCUCACAAGAUUGAACUUAGCAACCCGAUCAAGAAGAAAGAUCCAGUCAAGAAGGCGCUAAAGAAGACCUCUGUGGCUGCCAAGAACACGACCAACCUAAAAAAGUCGGUCUCUGUCAGUUCAGAGGGUCCAUCUAAAGAGCUGCUGAAAGAUGAAUCCCUGGUAAACAAACCUGAGGAGCCCCUUCCUAAAGCUCCAAUCCCUUCACACCUACUAACUCCACAGAUCCCUCCGGAGUUCGACAUUGACAGUGAUGCUUCAACUGACUACACUCAGACACCAGAAUAUGCAAAAGACAUUUUUGAUUACCUGAAGAAAAGAGAGGAGAGCUUUGUAUUACAUGACUACAUGGAGAAUCAGACAAACCUGAACCCAUCCAUGAGAGCUAUACUAGUGGACUGGCUUGUAGAGGUGCAGGAGAACUUUGAAUUGAAUCAUGAGACGCUGUACCUGGCAGUAAAAAUGACCGAUCAUUAUCUGGCAGUGGCUAAAGCUAGCAGAGAGUCCCUCCAGCUUAUUGGAUCCACGGCCAUGCUGCUUGCCUGCAAGUUUGAGGAGCGACUCCCACCUUGCGUUGAUGACUUUCUAUAUAUCUGUGAUGAUGCAUACAAACGCUCUCAGCUCAUCACCAUGGAAGAGAACAUCCUGCAGGCGCUCAACUUUGAAAUCAACAUUCCCGUUCCAUAUCGCUUCCUACGCCGCUACGCCAAGUGUGUGAACGCCGGGAUGGACACGCUGACCAUGGCUCGAUUCGUCUGUGAGCUCAGUCUGUUGGAGAUGCAGUUCGUCCCGGUUCGAGCAUCUCUGCUGGCUUCUGCCUGUCUGCUUAUUGCCCUGGUAACAAAGGAUCUAGGUGGCUGGACCCCGUGCCUGCAGUUCCACUCUGGCUACAGCAUAGAGGAUUUAGCACCAGUGGCUCGAAAGCUCCAGAACAUGUUGAGCAGCCCUGGAGACAGCAAGCUCGCCACCAUCCGCAGCAAAUACUCUCACAAGGUUUUCUUUGAAGUGGCUAUGAUGCCUACCGUGAGCACAGAGAAGCUGGAGCUGUUUCUGAAAUGACAAAAGAAAACUAAAUAAAGUUUAAUCUAUAAGCCGUGUAAAUAUUUGUACUAAUAUUGUAUAUCCUGCUUUAAAAUAAAGUGUGUUCUGUUA